AUGGACAAGGUCCUCCACGGCCUGGACCAUCAAACAGACAGUCUGGACCAGAAGCUACUGGAAGGUUGGCGACAGUGUAUUCAAAUCGCCCAGCCUCCCAAACCUCAAAGACCAUUGCCAACCACGAUGGACAGCCAGGAAAGCUUCAGCGACAACAUCCAUCAGAUGUGGCGGCUUCGACAAGGUCUCCGCUCCAUGCCGGGCCUUGACACGACAGCGCCAGCCACCGCUCUGCCGCAACAAGUAUUUGCAGGAUGGAGCAAGGCAGCCACACUCCAGGCCAUCACUCGCAAGGUGAGGAAGGCAGGGAGGGAUCGCAAGAUUCAGAAGGUCAAGCAAGUCCUAGAUUCAGGAGACAUUUUCAAGACGGCCAAGUGUCUAGCCCCCAAGACCCCGAAGCGUAGGAUACAGCUCAGGGAUGAACAAGGGAGAAUGCAGUCACAUGAUCAAGAGCACGGUCAGCUGGUGGACUACUUCAGAAAGCUCUAUGACGGACUGCGAUCCCCUCCAUCGCUCGUGACUAAGCCUAUCACAUUCGAGGAGGAAAUCACUGCAGCCAUAGCCAAAAUGUCUCCCGCCAAGGUCAUGCCUUCAUGCAGCGCUCCGACUGCGUUGUGGAAGUGGACGUCCAAGUCUGCAGCUCAUAUACUUCGGCAGCAAUUUGAGUAUGUUUUCCAACCAGGUGAAGUGCAUAUGCCCUCUGCAUGGAACGUGAGCGAGCUUGUCCUACUUCCUAAACCAGGCAAACCUUUGCGCAAGCCAUCAGAUCUCAGACCAAUUUCGUUAUUGCCACCAGAGAUGAAGAUAUUAUCCUCAGUCAUUGCGGCGUGCAUUCGGCCACAGGUGCAGACCUACCUGGCAUCGAUCCCACAGUUCGCCUACGUUUCAGGCCGCGCCUUGCAAGAUGCAGUGACAAGGGUAACAUCGCAUUGCUCGGAAGUGCGUACUUUAAUACAGAGCCAAGCUUGCAACAUACACACCAAAAGAGGCGGACGGACCGAGAAAAAAUUGUAUGGCGGUGUUCAGUUGUCUUUAGACAUAUCGAAGGCUUUCGAUUGUCUACCCGGGGAAGAUCUACGACAAGCUCUGGUUGAAGCCCAAGUAGACUCGGACAUGAUAACGGCCACUCUUAUCAUACAUGAUGAAGCACGCCUCCGUAUCACCCACUGCGGUCGAAGCGCAGAGGUUGAGACGAAACGAGGAGUACUACAAGGUUCCGGACUGUCUCCAAUGCUGUGGGCAUUGUUCUCUGGGUAUGUACUUAGACAUAUGGAUACGGCGAUAAUAGAUGUGGGUAAAACAAACACGACCUACGCUGACGAUUUCCACUUUAGCUGGACUAUCACUUCUAUGGCAGAGUUUGACAAGGCUUACGCCGCUAUCAAGCACGUCCUCCAAGUUCUACAACAAAGAGGCCUCAGCAUUAGCGCAGAUAAGACAGUCAUCAUCUUGGACAUCAGAGGAAAAUAUGCCAAGAAAGCUUUGCGCAGGUAUGUGGUCAAGACGAGCAAAGGCAGAUGCAUACGUGUCAAACUUGGCUCACAAUGCCUGGAUCUCAAAAUUGUCGCCAGCCAUGUAUAUUUAGGAAUCAAGAUUUCCUUCCGCAAAUUUGAGAUGGAAACAGCACAGCAUCGUCUACAGCUCGCCAGGAGCGUCUUCAGCAGACUCAAGACCAUCUUGUGUUGCCAAGCCGUUCCUCAAAUUUUGCGCCUGCGCCUUUGGCAAAGCUGCGUUCCGCCUAGCCUCCUACAUGGUCUUGACUGCACAGGCGUCACAGAGGUCAUUGCUGGCAAGAUCAGAAGUCUGGUCACUCAACAGCUCCGACAGAUAGUCAGAUCAUACAGCAUGUUCACGCAUGAGGCCAAUGAGGACCUGCUCAUCAGGCUGCAUGUUGAAGACCCCAUCGACCGCGUCUACAAGGCCUUCGAUAACCGGUGUUCCAAACCGUCCAUGGACUUUGAGCGCCUGCAGGUUUGGGAAUCGCAUACGCAGUGGCUGAAUGUUCUGAGGGGCCGCCUAUUUGACAAUUCAGAAGCGGCGCGGCAGAGUGCUCAGGAUGUCCACAUCGGCUCUGCUGGCCAAUCUUCUGCUAGAGCUUGGGUGGUGCCAGUCAACCUAGUCACAGAACAAUUUAUUUGCCAUGAAUGCGGGUUCGCCUUUGCCACACAAGCAGCCCUCAACAGUCACAAGUACAAGAUCCACUUUGCAGAGCAAGACAAGGAGACCAGACAGGCAGAAAUUCAUAAGCACAAACAACAUCCAGCCACAGAACACGCUCGAGAUGGCAUGCCCACCUGCAAGCAUUGUGGACACCAGUUUGAGACGUGGCCGGCUUUUACAUAUCACGUCAAUUCCAGGAACUGUGCUGAAAUAAGAUUCUUCUAUGCUCAAGAGAACAACCGGGAUCAGCUAGCCACGCUCCAAGAUGCAUUGACAUAUAGAGAUGAGCUGCUACAGGCGGCAACCUCUCUCACGUGGCGUGAGAUGGCUGAGCUUCACGUGGUCAAACAGCAUCACAAUCACUGCUUAGAAUGUCAUCACUGGUGUGCCUCGCCCAUGUAUGUGAAGCGUCGCAUGAAAUCCAAGCACCCAGAACUGACAGAGAUAGUGCAGGACGUGACAGCCAAAAUCACCCAGAGCGAUUUGGCUCUCAAAGGCCCCUGUAGAUUCUGUGGACAGACCUUCAAGAACAGGACUUCAGCGUGGCCGCAGCACUGGAAGGAGCCGCUGGCGCAGGCCACGAGCGAGUUGGACAUGAUCCGAGCCUUGACCCCAACUUUGCAAGCGACCCCAUCGGCCCCAGCAACUUCGACAGAGGCACCAGCGCCUGUCCCAGACCAGGCCAUGGACGCUUCGGACAAGUCCGCCACGAGGGCCAGGACGGAGGAUUCAGACGACAAGGGCAAAGACAGGCAGGCAAAACGGUCAAGACCAGCAAGCAAAGGGAAUCAGCAGGGCCGAGGCAAAGGUCAAUCGCAGAAUUCCUCCAAGUGGGAAAACUGGUCGAACUGGAAGGAUCACGACAAGGACAAGAGCGACCUAAAUCAGCUCAAGCAGCACGUCGACAUGCUGACGACCCUGGUUCUCAGACAGGAGCGCCAGUUGAUGAUAAAUCGCCAGGAUACCAGCUACAUUAUCUUCAUCAGGACGGAUGUGACGCCCAGCCUGGCGGUGAUGUCAUUCAACAUUGGUCAGAGCUGGAAACAGGCCAAAACUUCGAAUCCG
This is a messenger RNA of Symbiodinium pilosum, 3225 nucleotides long. The record is from the annotation of a GenBank genome assembly. Lineage: Eukaryota; Dinophyceae; Suessiales; Symbiodiniaceae.